Molecule: messenger RNA, 3320 nt
Organism: Gryllus bimaculatus (two-spotted cricket)
Lineage: Eukaryota; Metazoa; Arthropoda; Insecta; Orthoptera; Gryllidae
Source: the annotation of a GenBank genome assembly
AAUAGUUCGUUUUGUAGUGGCGACACUAAUACGUAUCCCGCGAGCUUGGAAUUCAAAGAACUUCAUUUGUUUCUUGUUGUUAACAAAACAAAUAUACUGGAGUUGACUGCGAGUGUUGGCUGCAGUUGGCAUCCUGUAUUGUUGCAAAUUGCUUGAGGCCGGUUAAAAAGGCGUAACAAUGAGUGACACACAUGACAACGCAAAUGUAAUGAAACUUGAGGGUAGAAACAAGAAAAGAGGAACUUCUAAAGGGAAGAAAGUUGAAAAAAUUGUCCAUCAUACCAGUACUUCAGACACAGGGGAGUUGACAUCAUCUGCUUCAGAAAUAGUUGUGACUGCCAUGCCCAAAGAUUCAGCAUGUUCUUAUGUGUUCAUGAAUCCUCGGGACUUAGAAGUGAAAUGUUCAAUUGUGGAUUUGUCAGAAUCUUGUGAUGACUCAUCAAAUUCUGAAUGUAUUGAUGUGGAGAAUUGUCAUCAAUCAGGAAAUCCAAAGGAACUGAAGAAUCAAAAACAUCAGGUAAAAGAGCCUCAUAAUUCUGCCAGUUCAAAAAUCUCAGAAAAGAAAUUAUUGAAACGACUUGAAAUUAAUCAGUUUACAAAUUUUAUGAAAGACUUUGAUCCGGAAAAAAGCCAGAGAGAGGCUCGCAAGUUAGAAAAUUUGCCAUUUCCUGAGAAGAAGGAAAAAAAGAAGCCACAUAACGAUAAUCGUCUCUAUGACGAAAAUGGUAUUUAUAUAGAAACAGGAGAGGACUUAUGUGACUGUUUGAUUGAGGACUGUCCAGGGUGUCAUUUUCCAUGCCAUAAAUGUCGCUCCUUAAAAUGUGGACAUGCGUGUCGCAGAAACCGAACUUGGUGUUAUGAUGAGAUUGAAAUAGAAGGAACUGGAGUUAUCAUUAAAAGAAAAAAAUAAGCCUGAAAAUGUUUUGCGGGUUGUGAAAAGUAAAUUUUAUGAUAGUGCGUAAAUUUGAAUAAUAUCAAAUCUUAGGGGAAAUUUAAAACUAAGAAAUAAAAUAAUUUAUGUGAUGAAAAGAUUUAUAAGAUUGUCUGUAUUAUGCUUACAGAGAGCAAUGACCAUGACCUGUUGUCUGUUAAGAUUAAUUAUUGCAGGUUUUAUUUUGGUGCUAAAUUUCUUACUUUUUCUAAACAAUUAAUAUAUUGAAUUGAAAUUCAAAAGCAUAAAUUUUAAUGAAAAUUUAUUGCUAUCCUUUUAACCCUUAAAAUUCUGGUCUUGAAAGAAAUUGUUAAUAUUCCAAUUAGUCUGGAACAUCAAACAGUUGUAGGAAAAAACAUAAUGAUCAAAUGUUGAUCAAUUGAGAUCAAAUGUUGAAGUAAUUAUUGCCAUAAAUAAAUAUUAGGUUAAUAGUUUUAAUAACAGAUUGUAUUUCUAAGUCUCUAUUUUGGUUUUCAAAGUUUUUGGACUUCCUGCUAUUGUUCACUCUCACCAUGUUUUACUAUAAAUUAUUUUUUAUUUAUGUAGAUAGCGAGCUCACAUAAAUACAAACUCUGAUUUUGAAAUCUACGGAAAGUUCCUUAUUUCUAUCGUUAAUUACAGUCUGGCCAGGGAUAGGGUUUAGAUUUAAACAUUCAUGAAAUAGAAAUUGAAUUCUUAUCAAGCAGGAUGCAUCAUACAGGUUUUCUUCAUAAUCUGUGUGAUAAACUGUUAGAAUGUGAACUGUUAAUUAUAAAUAUUUUAACACUUUCAACAGAUUAGAAUGUUGAUAUAUUUUAACAAACUGGAUAUUUUUAAGUAAUAUUGAACUGAUAAUUUAAAGCUAGAUCAAUUUCACCAUUUAAUAUUGUGAUAAGUUGAUUUAUGUGAUUGAUUAAGUUGAUAUAUAUUUUUUUAAAAUAUUAUUCAAUUUAUUUACACAAAUAAAUAAUGAGACAGUAGAACGUUGAUAUAAGAGACAUCUGGGACACUUUUGCUUGUUAUUGGCUGGAACUAUUUGCUACAAUAAGUUCAUAUACUAUUGCAGCAUACUGUUCAUAUGCUGCUGAACAAAACCACACAAAAGGGUUUUCUAAAGGACAUUUCUAAAGAAAUAUCUCUUAAUUAAAAUAUCACCUUCAAUGGAUACAGUAUUUUUCAUCCAAUCAUGAACAGCAAAUUGUCUGUAUGGUGAAAAGCUCAAUACAAAAUACAAAACGAAUAAAGAUGUUCCAUAUUCCGUACCAAAUAAUGCCCAGCUCACACUGUUUCUGCUCGCCUGAACAUGUUUAGGACAUAAGCAUGAAAGACCUCUUGGCUUAGAGCCACAUGCCCUCCUCAAAACAAUACCAAGAGAAAGUGGCAGCAGAUUUUCACCUUUCAUAGAUGAGCUGGGUUAUUUCUUGACAUGGAUGGGAGUCCCAUCUUAUGCAGCCUUUGUCAUGGAUUUUCAGAGAGAAACCAAUCACUCUGUUUGCUCUAUUUGGAAAUUUGUUUUAACUUUUGAUUCUUUCUCAGAGGGGAAAUAAAAAAUCUUCUGAAACACAUAUUCUGUCUACUUCAUGCAGGAAGCUUGUAAGCCAAUUUCUUAUGUAUGGUAAGAAAUGAGUUACCCAUUAAGAUUGGGUACAGCCCAUAUUGUCUCAUGAAAUGGAAUUCUACUGUAUUAUUUCCCAGACCAUAAAAAUGACCGCACAAUGUGUAUCUGUUUUCGGGUGGUACAUCAUGCAUUAUAAAAUUGAACAAUGUUUAAAGCAUUAACAAAUAAAAAUGAAGGUGGAAAUUAAUAAAACUGAAUUGUUGCUGAAAUUAUGUAUCAAACAAUUUAUUCCGUAAAAGUGCUAGAUCUGAAGAAAAAACCUGCUUAUUGUAAAGAAUUCCCAUCUUAAAUCAAGUUUUAUUUAAAAUUAUUUGGAAAUGAAGUUCAGAUGUUGAUGAAGUUUUAAGGUUGAGCAUAAGGAAACAAAGCAGUUCAUUGACUUCCGAAUAGCUGCAAACAUUUUGUGAUGUUAUCUUCUUGAUCUUAUUCCUAUUACUUAUAUUUUAUUGUUGAAAACAGCUUUAGUCAUCUUCAAAUAUUUACAUGUUUACAUUUAAUGUAGUUUGUGCAUUUAUUUAUUGUUAAUUCAAUCCUGUUUGUGCUGGUUUUGUGAAUUGUUAAAUUACCAAGUAUAUUAUAGUGUCUUCAAUUGUGAUGUGAAAUACUGUUCUCUCAUAAAAAUGUGCCUUUUGUAUACUGUGAUAUGUGUGAUUGUGAUGAACAUUCAGUCUAUAAUAUGUGUUAAUUGGAAUUCUAGAAAGAUUCUUCAGAUUCUUUAAUUAUAUUUUUGUUUUGAUGAAUUUUAUAAAUAUUAUAUAUUUCUGAGUUCACAAUAAAGUCAUGCUUUGUAUG